This is a messenger RNA of Mya arenaria, 2136 nucleotides long. Its product is annotated as dynactin subunit 2-like. The transcript has 13 exons. Gene Ontology annotation, cellular component: centrosome; dynactin complex; cytoplasm. Bases 27 to 1235 code for a protein of 402 amino acids. NCBI's taxonomy places the organism in Eukaryota, Metazoa, Mollusca, Bivalvia, Myida, Myidae. The record is from RefSeq and is a predicted model, not a curated record. Gene Ontology annotation, biological process: mitotic spindle organization.
CAUAUUUUUACCGUCUCGCAUUAAUUAUGGCUGACCCAAAAUACGCCAAAUUGCCAGGAAUUGAUCUGAAUUCCCCAGAUGUUUAUGAAACCAAUGAACUACCUGAGUCAGAGCAAGGGAUUCAGUCAGAGCAGGAAGAGCUGCCAAAUGAAGCCAUUGAGAAAGUGGAACUGAAUACUGAUGAAGCUUACAAGAAGUUUAAGGGAAAGGGUGUCCAUGGAAAAGACAUAGAUUUUUCUGACAAGAUCACAGUUGGCAGACGGAUGGGAUAUGAGGCUGAUGACUAUGAAUUGGCUGGUGAGGGAGAGGGGAAGAUAGAAACUCCGCAGCAAAAGUUCCAGCGGCUACAGUCUGAGAUUAGAGAGCUUACAGAGGAAGUAUCUAGGAUCAAGGAGAAUGUCAAGUCUGAAUCGGCAGAUGAGAGGUUAUCUCCUGUCCAGCUGGGCAAGCAGUUGAGUUACCUACAACACCAGCUGACUGACCUUCACCUUGAAAAGCUUCUUGGACCUGAGGCCUCCAUUGACCUUUCUGACCCUCAGGGGGCGCUACAAAAGCGUCUUCUUACCCAGUUAGAGUCGUUUAAACCAGAUACCAAACAAAAAGCCCCUGGCAAGGAAGUAGUAGCAAGUAGCGGGGACCAUGUGACCUAUGAGUUGUUCUAUAGACCAGAACAGGCCCAAUUCAGCAGAAAUGCCAAGCUUGCCAGCCUGGAAGAGAGGCUGGAGAGACUGGAAGCUGCCAUGGGAAACACCAAUCAGGAUAAACUGGGAUUGCUGACUGCAGACACAGAUAAUAAGAGUCUUGUGGGAGCAGUGGCAGUUGUGAACUCCAAGUUGUCCUUACUGGAAGCGACCAACAUUGAGCAAGUGGAAGUGCGGUUACACAGCGUGCUGCAGAAACUGGAUAAAAUUGCUGAAAAGAAAAAUACACAAGAAGAUGCAGAGAAACAAAAUAAGAUAUCGGAGUUAUAUGGACUAGUCAAGAAAUGGGAGGCAACUGCAGAUGUGUUACCUAAGGUUGUGGAUCGAUUAUCUGCUCUUAAAGAUUUACAUGAACAAGCGCUGCAGUUUAGCCAAGCCCUGACAUACCUAGACACAACACAACAAGAGAUUACUGCCAGCCUCAAGUCACAUGGGGACAUGUUGAAACAGAUGCAAGGUGUGAUGAGUGAGAAUGUAACGAGCAUAAAGAACAACUGCACCAGUAUAGAUACCAGAAUCUCCUCCUUAAAAUAAACUUUAUUCCAGUGUUUAGUAAUGUGUAUUUAUUUUCCAUUGUUGGUGAUAUGUUGCGGCUUGUAACUUAUGUCAUUGUAUCUUUCAGAUUUUCUUUUGCAUACAAAUGGCUCUUCAGAUAAUGGUGUAUUAUUGUUCUUAAAUAUCUAAUCUCUUCUCAAAAUGUGAUGAUCAAUGUAUUUGACCGAUUGUUCAGACCUUUGUUUGAGUUAACAACGUGAUUAACGAUAUUGUUGUUAACUUUUAAAGGUAAAAUAUUUGAUGAUGCGCUGAUAUACCAGUAUUCAAAUAAAACCAGUACAGCUGAAAUAGUUGUCUCAAAUUUUGUAAGGAACACUGCAGAUCACACGUGUUUUAAAAGUUAACAACUAUGCUGUUUAUGACAUUGUUAACAUUGAAUAAGUUACGAACAAAAAAUCGGCGGAAUCGCUGGAUCAUCUAAUAAAUGUUAGCUGUUAUAGAAAUUCAAUGAUUUUAGCUUUUUUUCUGUUUUGUUCUUAUUAGAAGCUUGUUUCGACUUAAGUUUUCAUACAUCAGAAAAUUGGUUGAAAUGUUCUUGCAAUGAUAUGAAUGAUAAAGUAUGUAAGGCUUUUAAAAGUUCCCAUUUACUUAUUAUUAAUCAUGUUCAUACCUAUAUGUGCAAUUUAAGCUUAAGUAAUGUCAUUUAUUAUUGUAUGUGGACAAUUCAGAAACUGACAAUGUGCCCUGUUAAUGCCAGACCAUUGAAUGCAUAAAGUACUGGGUGGAUAUUCAUAAAACAUGAUUAGUGGUUGAGCUGAUUUCUUAAAAAAAAAUAACAGUCAAGUAUGUAUUUUCAAUAAAGUCAAUAAAAAUAAGGUAUUUCAGAAGUUUUGUACUGUAUGACCAGUGAGAUAUUAAAAUUUAGAAAGUGUCAUUACUU